Messenger RNA from Manihot esculenta (cassava), 922 nucleotides. RefSeq names its product 26S proteasome non-ATPase regulatory subunit 10-like. Gene Ontology annotation, molecular function: protein binding. The transcript has 9 exons. The coding region runs from base 113 to 922 and encodes 269 amino acids. NCBI's taxonomy places the organism in Eukaryota, Viridiplantae, Streptophyta, Magnoliopsida, Malpighiales, Euphorbiaceae. The record is from RefSeq and is a predicted model, not a curated record.
CAUUAUUUUUAACUGCUUUCAGAUUUGAAACCUCCUCCUCCUCUUCUUCUGCUCUACACUGGCUGAGCUCUCUGCAUAACCGCUUUCAACUUCUCACUUCUCUGGUUCUUCAAUGACGUCCUCUUCAGGUGAUAAGAAACUUUGCCUUUUUCUUGAAGCUGCUUUUUCUGGAGAUCUCAAACUGAUGAAGACUCUGUCAAAGUUGCUUGAUGUAUCUGAUGGUUUUUUAGCGAAAAGAGUGGAAAGCAUUAAGGAUCAUGAUGGUCGAACUGCUUUACACCUCGCUGCUGAACAAGGAAAAACUAAUGUGUGCGAGUUUCUUAUCGGCGAAGUGAAAAUGGAUGUUAAUUUGAGAGAUCGAAAAGGUAAUACUCCUUUACAUUGUGCAAUUCUAGAAGACCAUUCUCACAUUGCUGCUAGUCUUCUUGAGAACGGUGCAAAUCCCAAUGCAGCAACUGGACAAAAGUUUACUCCUUUACACUAUGCUGCAAAGAGAGGAUGUAGGAAAGUUUUACAACUUUUGAUUUCAAAAGGUGCUGAAAUUGAUGCACAAGCAGAUUCUGGCACACCAUUGCAGGAGGCGGCAAGUCUUCGCAUGGAUGAGGCUGUUAAAAUUUUGUUAGAUAACAAUGCAAACCCGAACUUGACAUUCCGUCAUUUGUUUUCACCGUUGCUGUUAUCCCUUUGUGCUGGUUCCAUUGAAUGCGUGAAGCAACUUCUUAAGGCUGGAGCUGAUCCAAACAUGAGAACAGUCGGACCUACACCUUUAGAAUAUGCAGCUUCUUUAGGAGACACAGAAAGUAUUAAAUACUUGUUGGACGAGGGAGCAUUACCGAAUAUGGCUAGUAAUUUGGGUCUAACACCAGUUGAAGUUGCUGCGAGACAAGGUCACCAUUCGGCUACUGGAGCUGCGCUGGUAUAA